Molecule: messenger RNA, 4433 nt
Organism: Xenopus tropicalis (tropical clawed frog)
Lineage: Eukaryota; Metazoa; Chordata; Amphibia; Anura; Pipidae
Gene: eif5b
Product: eukaryotic translation initiation factor 5B
Exons: 25
Coding region: 162-3791 (1209 amino acids)
Cellular component (GO): cytoplasm
Molecular function (GO): GTPase activity; GTP binding
Source: RefSeq, a predicted model, not a curated record
GAUUUUUCAUUGGCUGCGGGGAAAAGGAGCCCUGGCUAUACAAUCGAUUCCAUGGAAAUCGGCGCAUGCGUAAAUGUAAGUGUUGCAGCUUGUGUCCACCAUAUGCAGCAAGCUUGAAGAGCCGGGACUGAGUGUUUCCAGGUUAAUAAGACACAGCGAAAAUGGGGAAGAAACAGAAGACCAAGAGUGAUGAGAGUGCCAAGGAUGAUGUUGAUGUUGAUGCCUUAGCUGCAGAGAUUGAGGGAGCUGGAGCUGCUAAAGACCAAAAGGCCAAAGGAAAAAAGAAGAAAGGAAAGAAGCAAGAUUUUAAUGAAGAAGAUAUAUUGAAGGAACUGGAGGAGCUGUCCUUGGAAGCACAAGGGGGGAAAGGAGAUAAAGAACUUGUUUCAAAGAAAGCAGAAACUGACAAUAUUGAACCUGUACCCGUCAAGCAAGACAAGAAAAAGAAAGGCCAAAAAGCCAAGAAGACAAAUUUGGAUGAAGAUGAGGACAAUAGUGAAAAUGAAAUGGAGACCAAAACCGCAAAACCCAAGAAAGCAGAUAAAUCUAAACCCAUUGACAUGUCUGAGAGUGAUGAUGAUAAUGAUAACUUUAAUCAAACUUCUAAGAAGGCAAAGGGAAAAAAUCAAUCCGCUUCUAAAAAACUUCAAGUUGUCGAGGAAGCUAAUGAUCAAAAAGAAGAACACUCUGGAGACAGUGGUGAGGAGUCAGAUGAGUUUAGCCAAGGGAAGAAAGGAAAGAAAAAUCAAAAGGCAAAGUCUGCACCAAAAGUAGAAAGUGCAGAUGAAGAUGGGGAAUUCAAGAUCAAGACUGCUGCUCAAAAGAAGGCUGAGAAGAAAGAACGAGAAAGAAAAAAACGAGAGGAAGAAAAGGCUAAAGUAAAAAAGCAGAAAGAAAAGGAUGAACCUGAAGGUGGGAAAAAAGAUGCUGCUGAGACAGCUGCUCCCAAAAAGGAAGCCAAGGCUGCAAAUGAGCUUGAAAUCACAACUGCUGCAGCUGCAGAAGGAGAAGCAGAUGAUGACAAUGAGGGAGACAAAAAGAAAAAAGACAAAAAGAAAAAGAAAGUGGAAAAGACAGAAAAAGAUGAUAAGAAAAAGCGACCCAGUACAGCUGUUGUUAAAGCCAUGCAGGAAGCUCUGGCUAAAAUGAAAGAAGAGGAGGAGAGACUGAAGAGAGAAGAGGAAGAGCGUUUAAGACGGCUGGAGGAAAUGGAAGCCAAGCGUUUGGAAGAGGAACGACUGGAGCAAGAGCGAAAAGAAAAAAGAAAGCAAAAAGAAAAAGAAAGAAAGGAACGCUUAAAAAAGGAGGGCAAGCUACUGACCAAAACACAGAGAGAAGCCAGAGCAAGAGCAGAAGCAACUCUGAAGGUCCUCCAAGCUCAGGGUGUUGAGGUACCUUCCAAAGACUCUGUGCCAAAGAAAAAGCCAAUUUAUGAAGACAAAAAGAAAAAGAAGCCACAACAACAGACACCAGUUAAGCAAGAGCCAAUGGAGGUGAGCUCUCCGGUAGAAGCAGUUAUAGAACAACCAGCACCAGCGAAAGAGGAGACGGCAGUGCCAGUGGAAUCACCUGGAAACAGUGUGGAUAGUGAAAGCGAUAAAGAAGCAACAGAAGAGGAUGCCGGUGUGGAUGACUGGGAAGCUAUAGUGAGCGAUGAAGAAAGGGAGAAAGAGACAAAAACUAUUCACAUUGAAGUUCAGGAGAAGAAUGAAGAGGAAGAAGAGGAGGACGAAGAUGAAGAGGAUGAGGGAGAAAGUGAGGAAGAGGAUGAGGAUGAAGGGGAUAGUGAAGGCACUGAAGAUGGAAAGUCUUCAGAUGAAAAGCCGCAAGAAUCCCAAACUGUUGCACCAAAACUUCAAGAGAAGAAGCCUAGCAGAGAACUAAGCUCCGAGUCUGAGUCUGAGUCUGAUUCUGAUGACGAUCGCACUAAAGAAGAGAUAGCGUACGACAAAGCAAAGAGGAGAAUAGAGAAAAGACGCCUUGAAAACCAGAAAACUGUAAAUAUCCAGGUACUCCGGGCACCAGUAAUAUGUGUCCUUGGGCAUGUAGACACAGGAAAAACAAAAAUCUUGGAUAAGCUGCGCCAUACACAUGUACAAGACAGUGAAGCAGGUGGUAUCACUCAACAGAUUGGAGCAACCAACGUCCCCCUUGAUGCUAUCAAAGAACAGGCUAAGAUGGUUAAGAAUUUUGACAGGGAGAAUAUAAAGAUUCCAGGAAUGCUUAUCAUAGAUACACCUGGCCAUGAAUCCUUCAGUAAUUUGAGGAAUCGUGGAAGCUCCCUUUGUGAUAUUGCCAUUCUUGUUGUGGAUAUUAUGCAUGGAUUGGAGCCGCAGACAAUAGAAUCUCUGAACCUGCUAAAAAAUAAGAAGUGCCCUUUUAUUGUGGCUCUGAACAAAAUCGACAGGCUGUAUGACUGGAAAAAGGGCCCAGAUGCUGAUGUUGCUGCAACAUUAAAGAAACAGAAGAAAAAUACUAAGGAUGAAUUUGAGGAGCGAGCCAAGGCCAUCAUUGUUGAAUUUGCACAGCAGGGUUUGAAUGCUGCUUUAUUCUAUGAAAAUAAAGACCCUCGCACUUUUGUUUCUCUGGUUCCUACAUCUGCUCAUACUGGAGAUGGAAUGGGAAAUCUGAUCUCUCUUCUUGUAGACUUGACACAGACCAUGCUUAAUAAAAGGCUGGCUCAUUCCGAAGAGUUAAGAGCCCAAGUAAUGGAAGUGAAAGCCCUGCCAGGGAUGGGAACGACUAUUGAUGUCAUUUUGAUCAAUGGGCGUUUAAAGGAAAGUGACAUUGUUAUUGUUCCUGGUGUUGAAGGCCCAAUAGUCACCCAGAUCAGAGGACUUUUGCUACCUCCCCCAAUGAAAGAAUUAAGAGUUAAGAAUCAGUAUGAGAAACACAAAGAAGUAAUAGCUGCUCAAGGAGUUAAGAUUCUUGGGAAAGACUUGGAAAAGGCAUUGGCUGGGUUGCCACUGUUAGUGGCCCACAGUGAGGAUGAGAUCCCAGUUCUGAGGGAUGAGCUCAUCCAUGAAUUAAAACAGACCUUGAAUGCCAUAAAGUUAGAAGAAAAGGGUGUUUAUGUGCAGGCAUCUACCCUGGGUUCUUUAGAAGCACUGCUAGAGUUCCUGAAAACAUCAGAAGUACCGUAUGCUGGAAUCAACAUUGGACCUGUUCACAAAAAGGAUGUCAUGAAAGCUUCAGUGAUGUUGGAACAUGAUCCACAAUAUGCUGUGAUUUUGGCUUUUGAUGUAAGGAUUGAACGAGAAGCCCAAGAAAUGGCUGAUAGUUUAGGAGUUCGCAUUUUUAGUGCUGAAAUCAUCUACCACUUAUUUGAUGCCUUUACUAAGUACCGCCAAGACUAUAAGAAGCAGAAACAGGAAGAAUUCAAGCACAUAGCAGUAUUUCCGUGUAAAAUCCGAAUUCUCCCUCAGUUUAUCUUCAAUUCUCGAGAUCCAAUUGUCAUGGGAGUGGUGGUGGAAGCAGGACAAGUGAAACAGGGAACGCCAAUUUGUGUACCUAGUAAGAAUUUUGUAGAUAUUGGGAUAGUGACCAGUAUUGAAAUUAACCACAAGUCAGUUGAUAUGGCAAAGAAAGGCCAGGAAGUGUGCAUUAAAAUCGAGCCCAUUCCUGGAGAGUCUCCUAAGAUGUUUGGAAGACACUUUGAGGCUACAGAUUUCCUCAUUAGCAAGAUUACUCGGCAGUCAAUUGAUGCUUUGAAAAACUGGUUUAGAGACGAGAUGCAGAAAUCAGACUGGCAACUUAUAGUGGAACUGAAGAAAGUGUUUGAAAUCAUCUAAUGGUUUUUCAGUGGCAAUCCCAGGCUGGAACUCAUGUUGUAUAAAUGGACAAGUUUUACUUUUGUAACAAAAGAAGCGAUGUGUUGCAGUGGAAAAAAGGAACUGAAAAGGAUAAUCCUGUGGCUGGUGGAAAUAAUAUUAGUUACAAUUGUUUUCCAUGAGAAACCAAGACUUUUACACUGGUUCGACAGUGCUCCGUUUUACACAUCCCACAGUUCCAAUGUGCCUGUUCUCCUGUUCACAUCACUCUUGUACUGGCUUCUGUUUUAAUCGGCCCAAUGUUUUAUUACACAACAAUCGCCGUUUUAUAUUUGUACGAUCAGUGUUGCAGGUUUUGAUCCCCUGCAAGAUUCUAUGGAAUUUGGAUCCUCUGUUGUACAAAAGUAAUUGGAAAAUGAAAUGUUAUUUAUGCAGGUUCUCUGCCUGCUUCCCAGUAAGUUUCCAAUGUAUCUUUACUUCGUGCCUAUCAACAUUUUUUUUAAAGAUGGAGAAUGAAAUAGUUAGGAUCUCAAUGUAUCUGCUUUGUGUGAAAUAUGAUGUAAGAUGUAUUUUGGGCAGCAUUUUAAUGCUUGUACAGUUCAUGACGCCGAGUUAUACUGUAACCAAACAGAGCCAGAAAUAAAGUCAAUGGGCAAUGUUAUU